Messenger RNA from Drosophila elegans, 4015 nucleotides. RefSeq names its product gamma-aminobutyric acid type B receptor subunit 2 (gene GABA-B-R2). Gene Ontology annotation, cellular component: membrane; G protein-coupled receptor heterodimeric complex. The record is from RefSeq and is a predicted model, not a curated record. Bases 139 to 3837 code for a protein of 1232 amino acids. NCBI's taxonomy places the organism in Eukaryota, Metazoa, Arthropoda, Insecta, Diptera, Drosophilidae. Gene Ontology annotation, biological process: gamma-aminobutyric acid signaling pathway; G protein-coupled receptor signaling pathway. Gene Ontology annotation, molecular function: G protein-coupled GABA receptor activity. The transcript has 13 exons.
GAUACAUAAUUUUUCGGACCCUCGCACUGCAAAAGUUCUUCAUUCGCUGAGAGUUGAAUUGAAAUAAUUGUGAAAAAUGCCAUCGGUAGUGAAAUAAAACAAAACUACAGGAUAAGCAAAGCUGCCCACGCGGUCAACAUGUUCCGGCCAAGUUGGACUCCAUUCGCCAGCCUGCUGUUCCUGCUCCUUUGGAGCACCGCCUGGGGCAGGACUGCCAAGAGAUCGGACGUCUAUAUAGCCGGAUUCUUCCCCUACGGCGAUGGCGUGGAGAACUCCUACACAGGACGAGGGGUUAUGCCCAGCGUGAAGCUGGCUCUCGGCCAUGUCAACGAACAUGGCAAGAUUCUGGCCAACUACAGACUGCACAUGUGGUGGAAUGACACACAGUGCAAUGCUGCUGUGGGCGUAAAGUCCUUCUUCGAUAUGAUGCACUCGGGGCCAAAUAAAGUGAUGCUCUUCGGGGCGGCCUGCACCCACGUGACCGAUCCCAUUGCCAAGGCCAGCAAGCACUGGCACCUCACGCAGCUGAGCUACGCGGACACCCAUCCCAUGUUCACCAAGGACGCGUUCCCCAAUUUCUUUCGGGUGGUGCCCUCGGAGAACGCCUUCAAUGCACCGCGACUGGCGCUGCUCAAGGAGUUCAACUGGACCAGGGUGGGCACUGUCUACCAGAACGAACCGCGCUAUUCGCUGCCCCACAACCACAUGGUGGCCGACUUGGACGCCAUGGAGGUGGAGGUGGUGGAGACGCAGAGCUUCGUCAACGACGUGGCCGAAUCACUCAAGAAACUCCGCGAGAAGGACGUCAGGAUCAUUCUGGGCAACUUCAACGAGCACUUUGCCCGCAAGGCCUUUUGCGAGGCUUACAAAUUGGACAUGUACGGAAGGGCUUACCAGUGGCUGAUAAUGGCCACUUAUUCCACAGAUUGGUGGAAUGUCACGCAGGACAGUGAGUGCAGUGUGGAGGAGAUAGCCACAGCUUUGGAAGGAGCUAUCCUGGUGGAUCUUCUGCCCCUGUCCACAAGUGGUGACAUCACAGUUGCUGGAAUUACUGCAGAUGAGUAUCUGGUGGAGUACGAUAGACUACGGGGCACUGAGUAUUCCCGCUUUCAUGGAUAUACCUAUGAUGGAAUUUGGGCAGCCGCCUUAGCCAUUCAAUAUGUGGCCGAAAAGCGCGAGGAUCUGCUAACACAUUUCGAUUAUCGAGUGAAGGAUUGGGAGAGCGUCUUUCUUGAGGCCCUGCGAAAUACCUCUUUUGAGGGUGUGACGGGUCCCGUGCGCUUUUACAACAACGAACGCAAGGCCAACAUCCUGAUCAACCAAUUUCAGUUGGGACAAAUGGAAAAGAUCGGCGAAUACCACUCGCAAAAGUCCCAUUUAGAUUUGAGUUUGGGAAAACCAGUGAAAUGGGUGGGAAAAACUCCCCCCAAAGAUCGAACUCUGAUCUACAUCGAGCACAGUCAAGUGAAUCCAACAAUCUAUAUUGUUUCGGCCAGUGCUUCGGUUGUUGGAGUGAUUAUUGCAACUGUUUUUCUGGCCUUUAACAUAAAGUAUCGCAAUCAACGUUACAUCAAGAUGUCUAGCCCACAUCUGAACAAUCUGAUUAUUGUGGGCUGCAUGAUGACCUAUCUGAGCAUUAUUUUCCUGGGACUGGAUACCACUUUGAGCAGCGUGGCAGCAUUUCCCUAUAUUUGCACAGCCAGAGCCUGGAUCCUGAUGGCUGGAUUUAGCCUUAGUUUUGGAGCCAUGUUCUCAAAGACUUGGCGGGUUCAUUCAAUAUUCACCGAUCUUAAACUGAACAAGAAAGUUAUAAAGGACUAUCAGUUGUUUAUGGUUGUUGGCGUGCUGCUGUUCAUUGACAUAGCCAUUAUAACCACCUGGCAAAUAGCAGAUCCUUUUUAUCGAGAGACUAAACAAUUGGAACCACUGCAUCACGAGAAUAUUGAUGAUGUUUUGGUGAUACCCGAAAACGAAUACUGCCAAUCCGAACACAUGACCAUAUUCGUUAGCAUUAUUUAUGCCUACAAGGGCUUGCUAUUGGUAUUUGGCGCCUUUUUGGCCUGGGAAACGCGACAUGUUUCCAUACCCGCCUUGAACGACUCCAAGCACAUUGGCUUCUCCGUUUACAAUGUGUUCAUCACGUGUCUGGCCGGAGCGGCUAUAUCCCUGGUGCUAUCGGACCGCAAGGAUUUAGUUUUUGUCUUACUCUCGUUUUUUAUCAUUUUUUGUACGACAGCCACUUUGUGUUUGGUGUUCGUACCGAAAGUAAGACUGGUAUUGGUGGAGCUGAAAAGGAAUCCCCAGGGAGUGGUGGACAAGCGGGUGAGGGCCACCUUGAGACCCAUGUCCAAGAAUGGACGAAGGGACUCGUCGGUCUGCGAACUGGAGCAGCGUUUGCGGGACGUGAAGAACACGAACUGCCGAUUUAGAAAGGCUCUGAUGGAGAAGGAGAACGAGCUGCAGGCCCUAAUUCGCAAGCUAGGACCCGAGGCCCGCAAGUGGAUUGAUGGAGUGACCUGUACAGGUGGCUCCAAUGUGGGCAGUGAACUGGAGCCCAUCCUAAGCGACGAUAUAGUAAGGCUAUCGGCACCGCCAGUGCGUCGGGAAAUGCCCAGCACCACAGAAGUUACCGAGAUGACAUCCGUGGACAGUGUGACCUCGACCCAUGUGGAAAUGGAUAACUCCUUUGUCUCGGUGCAGUCCACUGUGAUGGCGCCUUCACUUCCUCCCAAAAAGAAAAAGCAAUCCCUUGUGGAGCACCACUCGCAUACGCCCGCUCCCACCAUGAUGCAGCCCAUCCAGCAGCAGCUGCAGCAGCACCUCCAGCAACAUCAGCAAAUGCAACAGCAACACCAACAGCAGCAGCAACAGCAGCAGCAGCAAAUGCAACAGCAACAGCAGCAGCAGCAUCACCAGCAGCAACAUCACCGCCAUUUGGAUAAGCGCAACUCGGUGUCCGCGCAGACGGAUGAUAAUAUUGGGAGCAUCACCAGUACGGUGGGCAAAAGGAGCACCGGCGACUGCUCCAGCAUGCGGGAAAGGCGGCAGUCGAACGCUUCGCGGCACUACGACAGCGGCAGCCAGACGCCCACCGCCCGGCCAAAGUACAGCAGCUCGCACCGCAACUCCUCCACCAACAUCUCCACCUCGCAGUCCGAGCUGAGCAACAUGUGUCCCCACUCCAAGCCCAGCACGCCGGCUGUGAUCAAAACUCCCACUGCCUCGGACCAUCGCCGCACCAGCAUGGGCUCCGCCCUGAAGUCGAACUUCGUGGUGUCGCAGAGCGACCUCUGGGACACGCACACACUGUCGCACGCCAAGCAGCGGCAGUCGCCGCGCAACUAUGCCAGUCCGCAGCGCUGUGCGGAGCACCACGGCGGCCACGGGAUGCCGAUGCCCUAUGACCCCAACACCACCUCGCCCAUCCAGCGGUCCGUGUCGGAGAAGAACCGCAACAAGCACCGGCCGAAGCCGCAGAAGGGCACCGUGUGCCAGAGCGAGACGGACAGCGAGCGGGAGCGGGAUCCGCCGCCCACCAGCCAGCCGUGUGUGCAGCCGCGCAAGGUGAGCCGCAGUUCCAACAUCCAGCAUGCCGCCCACCAUCACAGUUCGCCCAAUGUGGCGCCGGACAAGCAGCGGGGCAGGCAGCGGGGCAAACAGGAGAGCAGCAUCUACGGCGCCAGCAGCGAAACGGAGCUGCUCGAGGGCGAAACGGCCAUCCUGCCCAUCUUCCGCAAGCUUCUCACCGAGAAGAGCCCCAACUACCGGGGUCGCAGCGCCGUCGGCCAGAGCUGCCCGAAUAUAUCCAUCAAAUGCGAUAUCGUCGAGUACUUGUAGGGAGGCCCAUACAUUAUGUAGUUGAACUCCUUAGCCCUAUUCCUAGAUCCAGUUGCAGUGUAAAGAGUACCUUUGUUUUUCCAUGUCGUGCAUCUACAUGCUACUAGUACACACACCGUUUAGAGAACUAUUAGCAACGACAUGAGAUAGUUGAAAAAUAAAUUACUAAUUAAAUUAA